UUUGCCUAUAGUGCAUUACGGCACACACCAACACACACGGACAGUUAUGUUACAAGUGUGCCGCCGGGUUGUGGUGCCCGUUGCCACCGCCGCCGCCGCCGCCGGUCGACAAUCAUAAUGUUAUUAUUAUUUUUUUUAUUAGUAUAAUAUUUUUUUAAUACAUUUAUACGAGUAUUUUUUUUUAGUAAACGCGCGAACCGCCCGACGACCGUCGAUAGUGUUUUUAUUUUCCUCGUCCAGUUUCCGACCGAGUACGAGUAAAAAAAAAAAAAAUAAAGUAUUUGCCCUUCGCCGAGUGGGGAAUGUGCGCACACACAAGUCCGCCGAUCGGGUCUCGAGUGGUUUCGCACAAAACUGCGUUCUAAAUAUAAAAUGCCGCGUCUCAAGUCGGUCCGGGAGCGAGGGGAAAAAUAAUUGUUGUAUAACUGUAAUAAUAAUAGAAAAAAAAUUAAAAACACUCUUUUUCGCACAUUCCACGACAGAUUCCCAUAUCUCGCUCUAUCUCCCUCUCUGGAUACUACCACCACCCCGCCGAACGGACCUGUGUGUCUGUGUGCUUGCAUGUGGACAAGCUUUUUUUUUUUCUUUUCUAUUUUGGACCUUUGCCCGAAACUCAAGAGACCGCCGUGUGACCGUCGUGCAUCUUAAUUCGGCGCAUCGUCGAGAGAGAUAAUACAAAUUCACCAUGUGAUAACGAAUGGCCGGACAACACACGGUCAAUCUGCGGCGACGAUGACCCACAACAGCAACACCUCUCUGCUGGCCAACACGGACUACGGCAGCGGCCGACAACAAGCCACCACUUGGAUCAGACAACCUCAGUACUUCAGCAUCGGUUCGGUGCGGGUCCGGUUCGGGCCGAUCACGGGCAAGACCGAGCAGCAGGUUGCCGUGGCGCCAUCUAACGGAGGUUUCCCGAAGGAUCGUCUGGACACCAUAGAGUCGUCAUGCUGCUGCGGAGUAACAUCCCGAAUCCCUCUUGCGACCGGCUCUAAUAAUAGACACACUACCGGCGGCGGUGGCGGCGCGGCUUGCCUGCCCCGUAAACAGGCGCCAGUGUACCGCAGCACGUUGAGUUGGUCUAACCGCGUACAAAAACCGUCGUCCGGUUGUUUCGGCGUACCACCGUCGACCGUCGACAAUCGCAGUAUCAGUCCACCGCCGAAAGACCGAGAAACCAUUACUCUGGACCGGUUCCAAAGGUUUCGCUUUGGCGGUCGCGGCAACGGCAGAGCGGCGGGUGGCGCCCAAAACAAAAAGAACAAACCGAACGCGGCCCCGAGGACGUCCGACAAAUCGGACCGGCUGCGCAAGUUGACGGACAAGUUGAAGCAGCCACCAGCUGGCGAAACGCGACCGUUGCGAACCACCGACGACGACGACGAUGCGCACCCCUCGACGGGCGCCGCGGAACUGAGCGGCGGCGAGGAGUCGUCGGACACGUUCGACGCGGCGGCCAUUGCGGCGACCGGUGCCGACGUCGGGGCCGGUCAGCGUUCGGCGCCGCCGUUCAGGAGCGCGUCCUUUUCGCAGGUGUACUAUUCGCCGGCGGACGGCAAGUACGUGAGAAUCGCCGACGGCCGCAAGAGGAGCACGGGCGACUCGGUGUCGCCGGGCCGGAAACCGCCACACCUGUCCGGGCCCGCCAGGGCGUAUUCCCAGGACCUGACCGCGGUGCAAGCGGUCCACGCGCCCACGGCGCCCAGGCGGAAAAACAAGCCCGCCAAGUCCGACCAGUCGACCGGGCAAUCGUCGUCGGACGUGCCUACCAUCGAAGAGUGGUCGGAAGUGCGCGAGUCGCCGGAGGAACCGUCGCCGUCCGAGCCGAGCGCGCCCGGUUCGCCCGUCCCGGAACCGGAACCGCCCAACAGUCCGGAAUACCGGCCACAAAUGCCUCAAUGGUCGUCGCUGACGGAGCUACCGCUGUUGCGUCCCAAGUUGUCGGCGCAGAGUUCCGAGGAGAAGGACGAAGCAGACCGGUCAUGUUCGUCGCCGAAAAUCAACAGCUACCGGCAACUGUUGUUGACCAAAGCCGACUCGUUUUCCGAGGGCGACAGUGACCAAGGCAACCACGGCAGCAGUCACCACGCGUCGCUGGCCACCCGAGAGCGCACGUCUUCGCCAACGUGUAAUGACAACAACAAUUCCGACUCGGAAAAGUGUGCCGUCGCCGGGCCGCCCGUUCCGUACUCGAAAAGACCGCUCCGGGGUCCGUACCUGGAGAUGAUAGUGAACGAGAAGAAGAAACCCGGCGAGGUCAACGGUGGCAAGAAGCAAGACGACCUCGGGUUCCUGGACGAAUUCUCCCAACAGCCGGCGGUCCGGUCGGCCGACGACUGUCUGCUGAGAAGAAGUCACACUUCGCCCGAUCAACCGGCCGCCGACCGGUUGAGGCUGAGGACGUCGCCCAAGAGAAAGAUCAGCGCCAACUUGCCGCUGUCGGCGACGGUUCCCAAGAAGCAUGGCGCCAACGAGCCGAUUGUGUUUCACCAGAGAACCACUUCUAGUCCCAGUCAGCUCGAGGGUUGCGCGAGAAUGAAAAAAACGCCCGAACCCAGUCCACAGCUGUUGGCGCAGCUGUUGAAAGGAAGUUCAGAACAAGUUUACGGCGGACCUCUAGCCAACCCGAUGAAGGACACGAGAACGCAUGUGGUGGUCGAGCUUUACGACACGGAACGUUCCUACGUCGAAUCGUUGCAAACCUUAGUAAAUAAAUACCUAUUACCGUUAAAAAGUACCGAGAACGCAGUCCUCAUCGAACCGUCCGUAGUGGACGAAAUUUUUUACCAAAUACCAGAAAUCCUGAUGGAGCACGAACAGUUUCUGAAGGACUUGCACAAACGUCUCGAGAUCUGGGACGCCCACCAGAGGAUCGGCGACAUCCUACUGGAAAUGUUUUCCAAAAAACCUGUGAUAGACUCGUACACGUCGUUUAUAAACAACUGGAAACAAGCCAAAGAAGCCAUCAAGGCUACGUGCAAUUCGAAGCCGGCUUUCGCGAGAUACUUGGAGUCAACCGCUCGAGAACACAAAGGCAAACUGGCGUUGGAUUCGUUACUCAUAAUGCCUGUUCAGCGAGUACCCAGAUACGAACUUCUCAUACAGACUUUGCUGAAGCACACCGAGCCGUCGCAUCCCGACCACGAGUCGCUGAUCGAAUCGCAAAAACAGGUACACGAAAUGGCUGUGAAAAUCAAUUGUACCGAGAAAGAUAACAUGGAGCUAGAACAGAUUGAAUCGCUCAUCGACGGACUCAUCCAUCUGGCCGCCACCGACAGAACAUUCCUAAGACACGAUUUAGUGACCAUAGUCUCCGGACAGUCGAUGAACCGCAAGGAACGUGCGUUGUUCCUGUUUUCCGACCUGUUGAUCGUCACCAGCAUAAAAAAGAAAAGCGGCACCAUCCGGAAACCUUCCACAACUUCCCCAAACAGUGUGGUAAGCAAUUUGGAAGCGAACAAGUACAAAUUGCUCAUGAAGAUACCAUUAGACGACGUUGAAAUAGUCAAAGUGAAAGACGAAAACGUAAGACGUAUGCUUCGUGAGAUGGAGUACUUGUCAGAAGACGUAUCUACCCUGACACAGAUGACUGAUAUGGUUGCCAUGUUGCAUUGUCCGCACGGUCAACUGGAGGAUUCUAUCAAAGACAUGCUGAGCGCUGUCAACAAACAACUGUCCGAACGACAGGCCAGUGAUACUCAACUGUGUUAUUUGGAACUGAACUUGCACACCAGAAAUGGAACGGAGACGAUAUCGAUAAUGUUUUCCAAGCCGGAAAAACGAGCCAACUGGGAAGAAUCGUUCAACGAAGCUAAACAAAAACUAGUGCUGUCGACCGAUCGAAGACCUAAUGCCGACUUCGUCGGUCCCGUGCCCAUAAGGAAGACGAGGGCUGGUUUGCAAUUUACUUGUGCGGCUCCGGCGCUGAACCAAAGAGAUGUUUGGGUUUGCAACAGCGACGGAUACGUCGGCCAGGUGUGCGUUUUGAGUCUGUAUCCCGAACCGACGGUGACUUCUUGCAACGGGGUGUGCAACGCUCGCAUACUGUGCGUCACUUCCAUACCGGCUCCACAACGAGUAGAUCAAAACAGCGAUGCGACCAAAGACGACCGGAGCGGCAAUACCGAGAUUAGCAUAUCAAUAGAAGACACUGAUCGAACGGGACCGGACAUCAAGUUGGACAGUUCGUCCAGCGAAGAAGACGAUGACAAAGAACCCAACAGCGAUAGCGUUCCCGACGGCCUUUACCCUCUGGAUCCGGUUGACUUCGAGGGCGAGCCCACUAUGUGGUUAGGCACCGAAGACGGUUGCAUACACGUGUACAACUCAAUGGACAACAUAAGAAUCAAACGGAAUAAAGUGAAAAUCCAACACGGAUCAGCCGUGCACUGUAUCAUCUAUUUGAACAAUCGGGUGUACGUUUCGUUAGCGAACGGCGACAUCUGUAUUUAUUAUCCGGACACAAAUGGUAGUUGGAACACAUCUGAUCCGGUUACCAUCAACGUCGGGUCGGCGGCCAUGCCCGUUUCUAAAAUGUUACCUGUCGGAGAUAAGCUGUGGUGUUUGUGUCACAACACCGUUAAAAUAUUAGACACUAUUACGUUACAAUUCCAACAUACGUUUGUCAUCGGUGGUGACUCGAACAGAUCACUCACUAACAUGGUCGUCUCCGGGAUGGGCGUUUGGCUGUCGCUACAGAACUCGGCCGUACUCCGUCUCGUCCAUUCCAUUACAUACGAAGUACUGGCCGAAGUGAAUACGGCGCCGGCCGUUACUAAAAUGCUCUCAAGCUGUGAUGAUAUUAUAAGGCAACACAAAGCGGCGUGUCUUCGAGUCACGUCUCUGUUGGCGGUCAAAGACCUCUUGUGGAUCGGCACCAGUGCGGGUGUCGUUUUAACCAUGUCCAUUCCAGCUGUAGUGGCAAACACUUGUAAGCUCGCAACACUUCCCGUUCCUAUAGGAGUACCGCACGGACAUACCGGUCACGUCCGGUUCCUGACAUUGGUCGGCCAUUUGCCGCAAAAUUUCUCCAAGCAGCGCCGUCAAUCGCUCAACCAGAGGAAGAUGAGUUCGGUUGGCAAACUGUUGCUGAUAUCCGGCGGUGACGGAUACGAGGACUUCCGGUCGACGACCGCGUCGGAAGUGGCCGGCCGCGAAGACUCCACAAACCAUUUGUUACUGUGGCACGUUUAAAAAAAAAAAAACAAUAAUAGUACAACUAUUAAUAGUUAUAUUAUUAUACAUACCAAAAGCGGUAAUAGCGGUAGUACCGGCGUUACCGAUGAUUUCGAGACAAUCGCUGAAGUCACCACGAGCGAACAAGGGCGAUUGUAAUUAUGUAACUUUUGACGUCAGUCGUUGAUCUACUGACCCAGUUGUCUUGCCCAAGUGGCCGCUAUCGCCUGACCUCAACUAAGGGAUUAGAAUUAAUAGGAAAUUUGCGAAUUCCUUUUUCAAUAUUAUAUCCCGCUGACCUUCACGUCGGUUAGACUAGAAGCAUUUAACUAAAAUUCGGCCUAUAUUACUGUAUGAUUAAUUUUCGAGAUAAUUGUAUAUUAUAAUACAGUGAUAGUGCGCAUCUUCAUUUAUACUCUACGGUGAAGCCGUCAUUUGUUUUUUAUGAGUUGGUCAAUGAACUCCCUCUUUAAGUGAACAAAAAACGUUCGUUAAACAUACUUUAAAACCGUCAAUAAUUUUAUUUACAAAAAUUACAAUUACAAUUUCCACUCCUCAAUUGUAUACAACCAUUGAAAAUCUGAUCACCGGUGGACAACAUUUCGUUGUAUAAGGCUUUCUUAGUAUAAAAAAAAUUGUCAAAUAGAAAUUAAAAAUUUUUUUUUAAAUGUAAUGCUAAAAAUAUGAAAUCCGUAAAACUCAAUUAAAGUUUAGCAAAUAUUGCCUAUUUAUUUUAUUUUUUAACAAUAACUAUAAAAAAUAUAAUGAAAUAUAUAAAGGAAAAAAUAAUAAUAUGUACACAAAAUUAACAGAAUCUACGAAACAAGCAAACAUUUUAAAUCAUUUUUUUUACAUUGUCCUUUUAAGUGACCAAAAGUAUACCAUAUUACCAGAUACCUGCUAAUAAAAAAUUAAAAAAUGUAUUGAUAACAAUUAUUGUUAAAAGUUUUGCACUACACCAGUGUGUUGUAUAGAUACGUACAGUUAAUUAAGUAUCUCACUACUGAAGUUGUAAUAAAUAAUUUUAAAUGAAAAUGUAUUUGUAGCGAGUUGUUUUUUUUAAUUAUAAAAUAUAAAUUUAAUUUGUUUUUACUUUGUAUAUUUUAAAAAUAUUUUGUUGUUUUUUUUACGAUAAACAAAAUUUACUUUUAAAAAAAUGUUACCAAAUUGUUACUGAAUGUAAAUCAUUAUUAUUAU
Adelges cooleyi (spruce gall adelgid) is the source of this 6372-nucleotide messenger RNA. RefSeq names its product rho guanine nucleotide exchange factor 17. Gene Ontology annotation, biological process: actin cytoskeleton organization. The transcript is spliced from 20 exons. The record is from RefSeq and is a predicted model, not a curated record. Lineage: Eukaryota; Metazoa; Arthropoda; Insecta; Hemiptera; Adelgidae. Bases 733 to 5193 code for a protein of 1486 amino acids. Gene Ontology annotation, molecular function: protein binding; guanyl-nucleotide exchange factor activity.